Lolium rigidum is the source of this 1057-nucleotide messenger RNA. RefSeq names its product tetraspanin-18-like. The transcript is spliced from 6 exons. Bases 112 to 861 code for a protein of 249 amino acids. Lineage: Eukaryota; Viridiplantae; Streptophyta; Magnoliopsida; Poales; Poaceae. The record is from RefSeq and is a predicted model, not a curated record.
CUCCCGAGUCAAUCAUUCAUCCGUCCUCUUCCUUCCUUGCUCCUUCUCCUCUCCUCUCCAAAGAAACCAAAUCCAAAUCUUUUGGCUCGGCCGUCGAUCAAUCGACCGGCGAUGGCUCGUGGCCGGUCCGGGAGGAACGGCGCCGGCGGCGGAGGUUGCGCGGGCUGCUUCCUUGGUUUCCUGCUCAAGUUCCUCGCCUUCCUCCAGGCCUUCGCCGCCGUCUCCGCCGUCCUCUACGGCGCCUGGAUCGUCUCCCGCUGGGCGCGCCACCACGAGCUACACCUCGACCACCUCCUCCCCGACCUCUGGUUCGCGUGCGCCGUCAUGGCGGCCGGCCUCCUCUACUGCGCCAUCCUCCUCGCCGGGUACAUCGCCGCCGAGAUCAGCAGCGGGUGCUGCCUCUGCUUCUACACCGUCUUGGCAAUGGCGAUGCUGCUGCUCGAGGCUUCCGUGGCCGGCCAUCUCCUCCUCAACGAGCACUGGAUGCAGGAUCUGCCAUAUGACCGCACCGGAGAGCUCAACAACCUCGUCUCGUUCGUGCAGAACAACCUUGACCUCUGCAAAUGGACUGCUCUUGCUACUCUCGCCACACAGGCACUUUCUCUUCUCUUGGCGAUGGUUCUACGAGCCAUGGUUUCGACCUCGCGUGAUGACUACGACAGUGACGAAGAUUUUGUGGUCAUAAGGAGGCCGCUUCUUGUAGCCCAAGGCGCUCCGUCCUAUCUCCCAACCACCGCCGACCCUAGAGGUGUCCAUCCUCAACUAUGGAGCUCAUCUAUGAGGCAAAAGUACGGACUCAACUCCUCGAGCGGCUACACCUACAACACACUGGAUCAUCAAAACGCAGCACCACCGCAGUGAGAAGCUGCACCCUCCACAGAUGAUGUUGGAAGCACCUAACUAGUACAUAUAUCUUGUAAUAUUCCAUGGUGUAAUGCAUAGUAUAGAGAGUGAGUGGUGUAUUCAUUCGAUUGUACAUACAUAGUUGUCUCAUGCAUCUGUACUAAAGAACCGCCCAAACGAAGAUAACCAGAUACUGGAAAUUGCGUGUAUUGUA